AUGGCAGAAACUCUAUAUUUCGGACUCCUUCUCAUUGCUCUCUGUUCAAUAUCUGAAUGCAUUCAGCACCGCUAUCACUAUAUAGACAUGAAUAAGACCUGGACUGAAGCUCAAAGUUACUGCAGAGAGAAGUACACAGAUCUGGCCACAGUCGACAACAUGAAUGACAUGAAACAGCUGAAAAAAAGUGUGAACAAUCAGAUGCACGUCUGGAUUGGACUGAACAACACAGGUGUUUAUAAAUGGAAGUGGUCUAUGGGUGACCCUGUGAACCAUACAAACUUGGUAAUAAACAGUAGCAUUAAUGGUGAUGGUAAUUGUGUAUUUAUGAGAAAUGGAACAUGGUGUCGUCAGAACUGUGAUCAGAAAUUAACGUUUAUCUGCUACAAUGGUGACAAAAGAUUAUUCUAUGAAACUUCUAAUAAAAUGUGGAAUGACUCUCAGAUCUUCUGCAGAGAGCAUCAUACUGAUCUGGUGAGUGUGAGGAACCAGAGUGAGAAUGAACAGAUUCAGCAGAUCAUUAAUGACAGUCACAUAUCUGUCUGGAUCGGUCUGUUCAGUGAUUCAUGGGAGUGGUCAGAUCAGAGUAACUCCACCUUCAGAUACUGGAAGUCUAAAGAACCCAGUGGUGAAGUUCAUCCAGCGUGUGUAGAAGUCCGAAUGGAAAAUCAGGGUCAAUGGAAUGAUGCAGCUUGUAAUUGGUCUCAUACUUUUGUGUGUCAUGAAGAUAAGCUGGUAUUGAUCAAUAAGAGUCUGAGCUGGUCUGAUGCUCUGAGUUACUGUAGACAGAAUCAUGUGGAUUUGGUUUCGGUUGAUUCAGAGAAGAUUCAGCGCUGGGUGUCAGAAUUGGUUAAACAGGCCUCUACUCGGGCUGUGUGGAUGGGGUUACGUCACUCCUGUAGUGUUGGCCUUUGGUUCUGGGUGAAUGGAGAGAUGGUUUGCUAUCAGAAUUGGGCUCCAGGUAACAAAACAGCAGUGGACGACUGUGACCGUGAAGUAAAAUCUGGAGCUGUCCAGUCUGAAGAAGAUCAUCGCUGGAUCAGCCUUCCUCAAAGUGAACAACUCAACUUCAUCUGCAUCAGAUAUGAGUAAGAAUAAAAUCAUACACAUCAUAUAUAACUUGUUUUUCCUUGUUAUGUUUCUGGUUUUGGUUUGUUUUUUGGCAGUGGGGCUAUUUAAAUAUUUUAAAUCUAAUACAGCUUGCAUAAUAAACAAAUUUAUUGUAUUCGUUUGAACUCAAACUCUUUUUUAAACUUCUUUCUGUUGUGAUUUAGAGCAUACAGACACAAUUCACUUCACAAUGUAUUAGCUUUUGUUUUUAAGUAACUACUGAAUUAUGGGAAAUUAUUUGUAAUUACUUUUUGAGAAAAGACAAAAGUUCAUCACAUUUACUAAUCAGAGAUGUCACUUAUGCUCUCUUACAUGUGUGUGUUUAUUAAUAAUAUGUGGUCAUAUCAGAGUUAUAUAACAUUUACUUGUAUAAAUUAGGAAAACAGUAUGAGAUUUCUAAAAUCUGUUAAUAUCUAAAAUACUAACAGAUGAUACCCGUGUG
This is a messenger RNA of Misgurnus anguillicaudatus (oriental weatherfish), 1552 nucleotides long. NCBI's taxonomy places the organism in Eukaryota, Metazoa, Chordata, Actinopteri, Cypriniformes, Cobitidae. The record is from RefSeq and is a predicted model, not a curated record.